AUGGUCUCGAUGGUUGAUGAUAUGGCCAUGGACUCAAUUGUUCCUAAACAUGAGCCUGGUCCGGAUGGUUCUAUCAGUUCAACGGUGUCAACACCAGAUCCAGAAGCGGAACCUUUGACUCAAGAUGCUGCGCAAACUCAGAAGAGGAAAGGAGGCAGGAAACCUAUAUAUGCCACUUCUGAAGAACGAAAGCAACGCAAUAGGCAGGCCCAGGCGGCUUUCCGAGAACGCAGGACGGAGUAUAUCCGCCAGCUAGAGACCACCAUCAAACGCAAUGAGGAAUCCCUGCAGAGUCUGCAGCAGAGUCAUCGCAGUGCCGCCGAUGAAUGUCUAAUGCUGCGGUAUAAGAACUCCCUGUUGGAGCGCAUUCUCCUUGAAAAAGGCAUCGAUGUCCAGGCCGAACUACGCCUGAAAACGGGGGCGCCGGGCGCUCCUCCCAAGGCAAACCCUAUCCCCCCAAAGGUAGCACCUGGUGCGGGGGCACGCCCAAACCAGCGACACCCCGCAGGCAUCGCCUCGAAGCCCGAGACGUUCGGCAUGUCGCAGCGGGAAGGCGCAUACGGGAUCCCAUCACCGCAGUUCCAAGCAACCCCCACCUCCCACGUUUCCUCACCCUCGCACGCCAAGUCCCCCGGCUUCGGUUUCCAGGGUGCCAUGUCACCUGUCGAGGGGGGACGGCCCCAGCUGCUCCCCCAACCCCGGACUUUCAGUCAGACUUCGCCGCCGGCAAUCAGCAUGCCGCAGACCGAGCCAUCAGACUCCAAGCCCCAGUCUCGUGGAGCUAUGGGUCCUCGCGGUGCGCGGGUCGCGGCUGCUUACUACCCUUCUCCAUUCCAGAAACACUACGAUCAACUCGAACAAGAGUACGAUGCUCAGGCCGAUAUGGUCGACGAUGAACACGACGGCUCAGCAUCAUAUGUCCCUGGAUUCACUCCACAGUCCGUUGCCUCAGGCACCCACAAUAUGUCUGGUUUCCAACCACCAGGCGAGGGCACGCCCGGCGAUUUCAGCAAUGCAAAUCAGCUGCUCGGUCAGUAUGAGCCGAUGCUGGACACGGAUCCGUUCGGGUUAAGCGCUAGCAUGCACUUCCCCACACCGUUCAACUACGAGCACAACUCGAGGCAAUGA
Messenger RNA from Penicillium griseofulvum, 1128 nucleotides. Its product is annotated as bZIP transcription factor. Gene Ontology annotation, cellular component: RNA polymerase II transcription regulator complex. Gene Ontology annotation, molecular function: transcription cis-regulatory region binding; DNA-binding transcription activator activity, RNA polymerase II-specific. Lineage: Eukaryota; Fungi; Ascomycota; Eurotiomycetes; Eurotiales; Aspergillaceae. The record is from RefSeq and is a predicted model, not a curated record. The coding region runs from base 1 to 1128 and encodes 375 amino acids. The transcript has 4 exons.